Salvia splendens (bonfire salvia) is the source of this 2025-nucleotide messenger RNA. RefSeq names its product probable WRKY transcription factor 4. Gene Ontology annotation, biological process: regulation of DNA-templated transcription. The transcript is spliced from 4 exons. The record is from RefSeq and is a predicted model, not a curated record. Bases 253 to 1755 code for a protein of 500 amino acids. Lineage: Eukaryota; Viridiplantae; Streptophyta; Magnoliopsida; Lamiales; Lamiaceae. Gene Ontology annotation, molecular function: sequence-specific DNA binding; DNA-binding transcription factor activity.
GCAGAUACUUUAUAGCCCCUUUGUAAUAAACAACCACGUGGGCCCCCUCUCUCUCCCAACUUGCUUGACUCUCUUCAAAUCUCAUCUAAAUAGUUCGUGUCUCUCUGUAUCUAUAUUUAUGUAUUUGUAGUGGAGCUGGCAGCUAUGGAGUGAGAUCCAAGAAUAACAAAAUCGCAGCCACAUCCCUAUUCCAAAUUUCCAAUCGAUUGGUGAAGACUCGAGAUAACAUUUCGCAUUAAGAGAGAGAGGAGAAUGGGAGAGACAAGUGUCGCAGAUGCAGCGGGCGCGGUGGCAGCUGCGAGACCCAAGCCGGCGACCAUCGCCGUUCCGCCACGUGGCUCCGUGUCGGAGUCACUAUUCACCAACGGGCUCAGCGGUAUGGGCUUCAGCCCGGGCCCGAUGUCCUUGGUCUCGAGCUUCUUCUCUGACCAGGGCCCCUUUUCCUUCUCCCAGCUCUUGGCCGGCGCCACUGCUUCGCCGAUUGCGGCGCCUCAGCCCAAAGAGGAGACCUGCCGCGAUUCUUCUGAAAAUGACGGCGCCGGGUUUAAGCGGAACAGGCCGAUGACUCUGGUGGUGGCGCCGCCGCAGCAGCAGCCGGAGAGCUUGAGCCCGCUCUUCAUGGUGCCGCCGGGGCUCACCCCUUCCGGCAUCCUCAACUCGCCGGCCUUCCUUUCCCCGCUUCAGGUCACCUUUCAAGAGCGGGCUCUUGAAAAGAGCCCUUUUGGAAUGUCCCACCAACAGGCGCUGGCGCACGUUACAGCUCAGGCCGCGUUUUCUCAAUCUCAUAUGCAGAUGAACUUGGAGCUUCAGCGCUCAUCUGUGGCUCCCACCACCGAAGCACCAGUUAGCCAUUCGUCCCCUGCACCGAGUGAGACCUUGACAGAACAGGUCAAUCUACCGCAACGGGAGAGCUCAAAACUUGAGCCUUCUGAAGUUUCUCAAUCUGAUAAAAAGGCUGCUUAUGUCACCACCGGCGAUAAGCCAGCAAGCGAUGGCUAUAACUGGAGGAAAUACGGGCAGAAGUGUGUCAAGGCCAGUGAGUGCCCCAGGAGCUACUAUAAAUGCACGUAUGCGAAUUGCCUUGUGAAGAAGAAGGUGGAACGGUCUUAUGAUGGCCGUGUAUCAGAGAUUGUAUAUAAAGGAGAGCACAAUCAUGACCCGCCCCAAUCUAAUAAACGGAAAAAGGACAGUUCUGUGGCGUUGGAUGGAGAGACGAACUGCGUAGAUGAGAAUGUACACGAAUCGCAGAAUGACGAAAUGGAAGGUUCUUUGAUAGUAAUAGACGACGAGAAGGAUAACGAGCCACUUGCUAAAAGGAGGAGCUCGGACAACAGGCAGCAAUCAAUGCCGGCUACAUCGCAUCAAACUAUUACAGAGUCGAAGAUUGUGGUGCAGACAAGAAGCGAAGUUGAUCUUUUAGACGACGGAUACAAAUGGAGAAAAUAUGGGCAGAAAGUUGUCAAGGGGAAUCCUCAUCCAAGGAGCUACUACAGGUGUACAUAUGCGGGAUGCAAUGUUCGUAAGCAGGUGGAGAGGUCUUCGGCAGACCCCAAAGCGGUCAUCACUUCGUACGAGGGGAAGCACAGCCACGAAAUCCCGGCUGGAAAAUAUAUGAGCAGUAACCAAGGCUUGCCUGCUGCCAAUGCGCAGCUGUCGAAGAUGCAAAGGGUGAUGGCUAAGGCACCUUCGGAGAUGGAGUUUGGUAGCGAAGCUCCGAUCACUCUACAUCUGAAAGAAGAAGAGGUCGCGGUUUGAUCCCUCCGACUACAACGCGAUGAACAGAAUAAGAAUUGCGGUGAACCGAAUUCCACCUUGUGUGGGAGAGGAGUUCAUGCUGUAAGUACUGUUUUGCUGCUAAAAUGUGUUGACAAUAGUGUUAUUUUGUUCAAGUUUGAAUCAUGCCUCAUAUGUAUAUUUAUUUUUUGUGUUUUGAAUGAGCGAAUGCAAAUACUAGAUAGUUAUUGUAAGUUUGAUGGAUAAUGGCGUUACAUGUUGUAAUGCAAGUAUAAUUGUGUUUUUGAUUAA